Hylaeus volcanicus is the source of this 766-nucleotide messenger RNA. It is a transcript of the gene Pgrp-s2, whose product is annotated as peptidoglycan-recognition protein SC2-like. NCBI's taxonomy places the organism in Eukaryota, Metazoa, Arthropoda, Insecta, Hymenoptera, Colletidae. Gene Ontology annotation, molecular function: N-acetylmuramoyl-L-alanine amidase activity; peptidoglycan binding; zinc ion binding. Bases 84 to 671 code for a protein of 195 amino acids. The record is from RefSeq and is a predicted model, not a curated record. The transcript has 4 exons. Gene Ontology annotation, biological process: innate immune response; peptidoglycan catabolic process.
GACGUGACGACACAUAUUAUCAGUUCUGUUAUAAAUGUCUAGGUUUUAAAAGGUCUAAUGUCAGUAUUUCUUGAUCGAACAAUAUGGACAGCACAAUUUUAACGGUCCUAAUAUUGGUGACUUAUCAACCAGCGUUUGGCGCCGUGCACGAAACACCUGUUCGGCCAACUAUAAUAUCAAGAUCAGAAUGGGGUGCUACACCAUCGACACAACCGAUAAAAAGUCUUCGAGUAGAUCCGCCCAAAUACAUAAUAAUUCAUCAUUCGCAUACCGACGGUUGUACGACGCAAGCAAUUUGUCAAGCCAGAGUGAGAAGUUUUCAGAACUAUCAUAUGAAUGAGAAAAACUGGGAUGACAUAGGAUAUAAUUUUCUGGUUGGAGAGGACGGUAACAUUUACGAAGGCAGAGGCUGGAGUAAACAUGGCUCGCAUUCGACGACUUACAACUCUAAAAGUAUUGGAAUCUGCAUAAUCGGAAGUUUUAUGAAUCGCAAUCCAAAUGUAGCAGCGAUCAGAGCGGUUCAGAGCUUGAUAGCUUACGGGGUGUCCAUUGGAAAAAUACAAGAUGAUUACACAAUUUUGGGACAUAAACAAGUUACCUCAACGUCCUGUCCAGGAGACAGUUUGUACAGAUUGAUUCAAACCUGGCCAAAGUGGUGCUCGAAUCCAUAGAUACUAAACCCAUAUCGCCAUGAAACAUUACUAAUAUAUUUAUUUUUAUUUUGUAUUAAGUAUUAUCAAAUAAAUAUACUAUGUUUUUAUUGCUA